Exaiptasia diaphana is the source of this 2177-nucleotide messenger RNA. Its product is annotated as cytochrome P450 3A4-like. The record is from RefSeq and is a predicted model, not a curated record. Gene Ontology annotation, molecular function: steroid hydroxylase activity; heme binding; oxidoreductase activity, acting on paired donors, with incorporation or reduction of molecular oxygen. NCBI's taxonomy places the organism in Eukaryota, Metazoa, Cnidaria, Anthozoa, Actiniaria, Aiptasiidae. The transcript is spliced from 3 exons.
GAUUUAUGUCGCGCCAACUUGGAGUCAUAAACUUGAAAACACUACCCUAGUGUUUUCAAGUUUACUCGCGCAUGCGUGCCAUUGACAGUGUCCCUUUAAGGGUCCUUUGGUGGAUCUAUGCUCUGUUAGGUAACCCGGCCYCCGGGCAAAAUCUGCAUGAUAAUAAAUAAAAAUAAAUGUAUGCGUAAAACAUAGAUCAUCAUAAUUAUGAUGCCGACUUAAUAAUUUUAUAAAUGAGAUAAAUGUUCAUUAAUCGCAAAAUCAAAGUYAAUUAAGUGCCUAAAAAGUGAUAUUUCUUGCCAUUUCGUCGACAUUAUUGCGCACUGCAUGAAUUAGAAUAAAUUAGCUCUAACAUAAAUUAARAUCAUUUUAUAUCGAUUCAGUCAAAACAACAGGUAUAGCUCGACGAAUUAAAUAAAGCAUCUACGUCUUUCGCUUGUUCAAAUGAAAGGGACAUGGAAUCCAUUUCAGCUUUGCUGCAUAGUCYAUUAUUAGCUGUACCAACURUUCUGGUGAUUGUGAUUGUGCUUGUUUACCUUGUUGGUGUGUGGAACUUCAGGGUUCUUARCACUCUWAACRUUCCUGGUGCAAMACCUUUACCGUUCUUGGGAAACCUUCUUGAYUUUGCCAAGCAUGGCCAUGGCACCUCUCACCUAUGCAUUUUAGAGUACAUGAAAAAGUAUGGGAAUAUAUUCAGUCUUUGUAUUGGGAGAAGUGUGGCAGUUGUGAUAACCGAUCCAGAUUUGAUAAAGCAAAUUAUGACCAAAGACAGCCAUACAUUUACAAAUCACCACCUUCAUUUUCCUCUUGCUAAAGAGAGGAAAGGUGUAUUUUUUCUAAAAGACGAAGACUGAAAAAAGGUGCGCUCAGUUUUAAGUCCAACGUUCACUACUCAGGAAAACCUUACGCUAAUGGUAGUUCCUGGUAUUGAAAGUUCCAAAAAGACUUUGAUGGGUAAACUUAAGGGAAUUGCCGAUUCAGGAAAAGACGUUGAAAUACUUAGUUGGUUUAGUCUUAUGACGCUAGAGGUGAUUCUUUCUCCCUCAUUCGGGAUAGAGUCUCCAGUACAGACCGAGGGCCCAAGUAAUAAGCUCCACCUCAAAGCGAAAGGAGUUUUCAAAGAAGAUGCCAAGAUGUUUCUCACUCUGAUGCUCCCUUUUAAGAAACUUUGGGCUCRAGUCUUCCUAAUGUUUCAGAAUAACUUCAAGUUCUUCGUUGAAGUGACAAGGAAUAUUUUGAAGACAAGAAAAGAUCAGGAGCUAGUCGGAGAACCUCGGGACGUUUUUGACAUCAUGCUUUCCGUCAAAAAUUCUGAUGGAACUUUUAAGCUAAGUGAYGAAGAAAUGGUAGGACAAGCCAUAGAGAUUCUGUUAGCUGGUUAUGAAACAUCAAGCAACGCUCUUGGUAUGGCAGCUUAUUAUAUGGCUCUCAAUCCAGACAUCCAAGAGCGAUUGAGGUCUGAAAUCGUCUCAGCACGMCAAGUAAACCCUGAAAAACCACUUCACGAGCUAGUCAACGACUUGGRGUACUUGGAAUGUGUUAUCAGUGAAGUGAUGCGYCUGAGYCCACCUAUUCACAUAACUGAUAGAUCKUGCACCAGGAAUUACGACAUCAACGAUACAACAACGAUUCCUGCAGGCAUGGCUGUAAUUAUUCCAAUAUACGCYCUGCAUCAUGAUCCAUCGGCGUGGACCGAUCCAGAAAAGUUUSAUCCUGAGCGUUUUCGAGGUUCUGCCAAAGAAUCAAGGCAUCCAUUCCARUUCCUUCCUUUUGGAGGAGGUUCGAGAACCUGCCUUGGCAAGAGAUUUGCUCUCUCGAUAAUCAAGAUCACAUUGGCAGAUAUUCUGGCAAAGUACAAGUUUAUGCGCUGUCCCGAAACAGAAGUGCCCUUGAAGAUGACUKCYGGAGUAACUCUCAUYCCGGAAAAUGGCGUCUAUGUCAGGRUCGARUCGUGUAAUURAAAUGCCGCGAUAAAUUAAUUCAAGAAAGUGAUCAUUAAAAAAUAGACACAAUGGGAUUAGCAGUUGAUAGCACCUAGCACAUAUUUUUUGCUAUACGUUCGUUUAAUACUAGUUUUGAAUAUACUUUCAAAGAUCAGUAUCCGYAAUAAAUACGUAUCAAAUCAUGGCAUGAUAAUAAUAUAUCCAUUAAUAACGCAAUAAAUACGUAUUCGUUAA